CUGUUCUACAGUUCGUUAAUUUUUUUUGUAGAGGUAGCCUCAGGAGCUACAUCAGUGAUCAUCCAUUCAACGGGUUUACCUUGCGCGUCAUCGUCCUCAAUCGAGGUUUCGCCUGGCGAAUCGUCACGGUCAGACAGCACCAGCUUCUCGUCGUCGUCCAUCAGCGGCUCUCCAUCGGUGUCCGAGCUGUUCGAGAACUUCGGCGGCGACCGUCGGGGCAGCCAUUACGCCGCGGCGUUCAGCCCGAUUCAGUUUUCACUGAAAUAUAUCAGCCAGAGCGCUCCUCCAUCACCCAAAAGAACCGGCGCCACCGAAUCAUACGACGUUGAAGCGGGCGACAUUCCCCAGCCGAAACGUGGUUAG
This is a messenger RNA of Soboliphyme baturini, 363 nucleotides long. The record is from the annotation of a GenBank genome assembly. NCBI's taxonomy places the organism in Eukaryota, Metazoa, Nematoda, Enoplea, Dioctophymatida, Soboliphymatidae.